Messenger RNA from Danaus chrysippus (African queen), 2628 nucleotides. The record is from the annotation of a GenBank genome assembly. Lineage: Eukaryota; Metazoa; Arthropoda; Insecta; Lepidoptera; Nymphalidae.
AUGAAUACGUUUAAAAAUAAAAUUAACUAUGAAAGCCCUUGUGAUUCUGAUAACGACUGGACCAAUUCAUCAGAUGACUCAAAAUAUUCUGAAUCUGAGAGUAGUUCAGUUCCAGAUUGGGAUUCCGAUAUAGCUGAAGAUGGAGAACUUAUUUAUAUUAAAUCCAAGUCGAACGACGACAAUUCAGAGAUUUCUAAGGCACCAUUGCUUGAAAAUUGUGAGACUUUUAAAUUACGAAAUGACUUUAAAAGGUCAUCAACCAGGCGGUCGAAAGGAAAAAUUUUCCGAGUUCUGAAGAGUCGAAAAAUUAGAAACAAAAAUGCUGGUAAUGAAAAGAAAAACGAUAUAGGGGACAAUAAUAAAUUUAUUAUUGUGCAGGUCAGCAAGAAUAUGAUAUUCAGUAGCGAGAAAAAUUGUCAAAUAGAAAAAUUAUUUGGUAUUAGUUUAGAAACACAUGCCGAUGGAAAAACAUUAGUUGUGUCUGAUUUUUUACCAGAAGCAAAGGCUAUAUAUACAUCAAAGGUCAAAACUGGUUAUUAUUUACAAAAAAUCAAUGGAAUUGAUGUAACUUCUCACAACAUAAAUAAUGUUCUCCAGAGAGUUAAAGAAGAUGUAGACAAUCCAAAACUUUUAUUUCAAGCUGUAACUCAAGGCUUUAAUAUAGAUAUUGAAAAAUUGCUUCUGAGUAAAAAUGCUCAAGAAAAUUCUCUUACUCAGUUGCUGAGAGACUCAAUGUGUUCUAUUUUGUAUGUAUGUGGAAAUGAUGUUGACUACCAAAGUAAUGAUGACAAUGUUCUCUAUUGUUACCCAAGACCAUUUAACCAGAACUUUUUAUAUAAUACAAGAGGUGCUUAUUUAACACUUAAUCAUUUGGCACCAAAAUCUUUAGGAACCAGUGAACCAGUCCUAUCUUCAGUAUUACAUAAGAAUAUUUUAAUAAACAUAGCAUAUGCUUCACAUUACAGUGAUCUACUGCUUGUAGCAUUACCUAAUAGUGCUAUUGAUGUUUUUGCUGCUAAGAGAGUUAUUACUGAUAUUAUAAGAUUGUUAGAAUUCUUGUAUGGCUCUCUUAAAAUAUGUUUUACAAAACCAAAUAAUGUAGAUAAAUUGGACAGUUUGUUUUCAAGGAUAUUUAUUAUUUUACUAAUGGGAAAUAAAGACAGUUCUAAAGUUAACAAUUACAUAUAUACAGAAGCACAUGCUGUAUCACUUCCUUUGGAUGUAAAAAUCCAAGUAGAUGAUGCUAUUACUGAAUUAGAGGCAGCUGAUUAUAGAGAAUGGACAGACAAUGUUGAAAACUUCCAACGUUUGUACACUGUAAUUGGAUCCUGUUUAUACUAUUCUGGUCACCUAUUAAGCUCACACUUACAGGAUGAAGAUUUAAAGGAAAUCAAUGCAUAUUUAAAGUUAAAUGGCAUUAUGAAAUUGAGUUCAGAAAAAGAGUUAGGGAAACUUGUUAUGUGGAAAGAAGUUUUUAUUAAUGAAAGUAGGAAACAGAACAAAAAUGAUGGCAAUGAAUACAGAAUUCCAGAUGGCAGAUGGUUUAUUCUGAUAGUGGGGAAAGGUCACUUUAUUUUGGCAACACUGAUGGAAGCAGGUGGUUGUACUGAGGAUGCCAUAGGGGUGAUUCCACCUUCCGCGUUUUAUGUCGAAGAAUGUGAAAGUUGUCUAGAACUGUUGUUUGAAGUUGGAUUAGACAAGUAUCUGCCAUCGUGGUUUGCUUCCAACACGCAACCACAGGUUGAAAUCUGUCCAGAAAAUCUUACUAAACAAGGGAAGAGAAACCGUGAAGUGGGAUCUUCAAAACUGGACAUCAAGAAUAGUUUUAAGACAAAAAACAUGGAAAUAAAACGUAGGAACAAUUCAACUGAAUUAAAAACAGGUUCAGCAGAUAAUAUUCACUCACAAAGUUUGUAUGGUCAAUGGUAUAAUACACAGAAGUACAGACAUUCCAGUUUAGAUGUAACUUAUUCAGAAGAUUCUGGAAGUUUAAAGAGUAACAGUGAAAUAAGCGAGGAUCGCGUCAUUGGUAGACGAGCUGACAGAGAACAAAUGAAUAGAAGAGAUUCAUCAGGUUCAGAUUCUGAUUGGGACAAACAGGAUUGUAGCAGAUCAAGCAAUAUAGAAAUUUCAGAUAUUCGUAAAUCUUUACUUGAUGGCCUCAACAACCAUAUCACAGUUCACAGAUUAACAGCUGGUGAUGAGAAUGUUUUAUUUCACUUCAUGAACUUGGAAUCUGAAAAGGGUAUAUUGAUAGCUCCGGUUAACAAUAUAGGUGAACAAGCAAACAGCCUACUGUAUUCAUAUAUAGUACAGACAUUUAAAAAAUCAUUUAAGAAAAUUCAUGAUUUACUGCAACACAAUGUUAGGUUUAAAAAAAGUCAGAUACCCUCAAAUAAUCUGAAUAAGAUUCUGGUUGCUGUAAAAGAGUAUGGAAUGCUUUUUGAUGUGCCACAAGAUGUGCUAGUACAGUGUGGUAUUAGUAAGAAAAAUUGUGGACCAUUCCAAUUUUGGGUUGUCGGGCGUGUAUUCAGUGAGCCAGAGCCUCGCGAGCUGUAUGUUUGUUAUCAUGAGUCCAUUCCACAAGACCUCACCGACAUAGCUUAUUUAUUAUCAUACUUAGAAUAG